Salvelinus fontinalis (brook trout) is the source of this 8300-nucleotide messenger RNA. Its product is annotated as ribose-5-phosphate isomerase-like. The transcript has 9 exons. The coding region runs from base 187 to 1029 and encodes 280 amino acids. Gene Ontology annotation, molecular function: ribose-5-phosphate isomerase activity. NCBI's taxonomy places the organism in Eukaryota, Metazoa, Chordata, Actinopteri, Salmoniformes, Salmonidae. Gene Ontology annotation, cellular component: intracellular membrane-bounded organelle. The record is from RefSeq and is a predicted model, not a curated record. Gene Ontology annotation, biological process: D-ribose metabolic process; pentose-phosphate shunt, non-oxidative branch.
GGGACGUUGAACGCAGCACUAGUCGAGGAAGCUACCUGUACACAGAUAUACAUGUCAACAGUUCCGUGGGUUUACCGCGUUGGUCGAGCGGCGUAAGGACAACGGACUCAGCAACAACAACAUACUAGGUUUAUUUUGCAGCAGAUCGUGAAUUUGUCAGUCCUUGGAGGAGGUUGUGUCUUGUUGAUGGGCAGGGCUAUGCUACUCCAGAGGUGGAUCUGUCCCACCCUCCUCUCAGCUGGCCACCGUUCUGCAGUAGUGAAGAAAGAGACUCCGUUCACCCACAUGCGUCUCUUUACGAGUCCCAGCAACAGACACGGCAUGGCAGAAGAAGCGAAGAAACUAGCAGGCUAUGCUGCGGUGGAUAAUCACGUUCAGGACAACCAGGUGGUCGGAGUGGGCAGUGGAUCCACCAUUGUGUACGCUGUUGACAGACUAGCGGAGAGAGUUCGUCAGGAGAAACUCAACAUCGUGUGUGUCCCCACCUCCUUCCAGGCUCGUCAGUUGAUUCUGCAGCAUGGUCUAACCCUGUCUGAUCUGGAUAGACACCCAGAGCUGGACGUGGCCAUCGAUGGGGCAGACGAGGUGGAUGCUUCUCUCACACUCAUCAAAGGAGGAGGAGGCUGUCUGACUCAGGAGAAGAUCGUAGCUGGCUGUGCCAAACACUUCAUCGUCAUCGCUGACUUCAGGAAGGACUCCUCGGUCCUGGGCCAGCAGUGGAAGAAGGGUGUUCCUAUUGAGGUGAUCCCUAUGGCCUACGUCCCCGUCUCCAGGACUAUAGCCAAGCGCUUCGGAGGGGAGGCAGUACUCCGUAUGGCCUUCAGUAAAGCUGGUCCGGUGGUAACAGACAACAGUAACUUCAUUCUGGACUGGAAGUUUGAACACACUCACAACUGGAAGGAGGUCAAUAUCGCUAUCAAGAUGAUACCAGGUGUGGUAGAGACAGGUCUGUUUGUGGGAAUGGCAGAGAGGGUGUACUUUGGGAUGGAGGAUGGUAAUGUUGGUGUCAGAGACCCUCCAGUCAACUGACCUGAGCCCUUCUCCAGCACCCCCCUCCACCUGGAACCAACCAGCACCCCCCCCCCCCCCCCACCUGGAACCAACCAGCACCCCCCCUCCACCUGGAGCCAACCAGCAUCAACCACAAGUGCCCUAUUUUAUUAUGGAUGCAUUCCAAAUGGCCCCCUAUUCUCUAUGUAGUGCACUACUUUAGACAAGAGCCCUAUUAGAGCCCUAUGGGUCCUGGUCACGGAGCCCUAUUAGAGCCCUAUGGGUCCUGGUCACGGAGCCCUAUUAGAGCCCUAUGGGUCCUGGUCACAGAGCCCUAUUAGAGCCCUAUGGGUCCUGGUCACAGAGCCCUAUGGGUCCUGGUCAAAGAGCCCUAUUAGAGCCCUAUUAGAGCCCUAUGGGUCCUGGUCAAAGAGCCCUAUUAGAGCCCUAUGGGUCCUGGUCAAAGAGCCCUAUUAGAGCCCUAUGGGUCCUGGUCAAAGAGCCCUAUUAGAGCCCUAUGGGUCCUGGUCAAAGAGCCCUAUUAGAGCCCUAUGGGUCCUGGUCAAAGAGCCCUAUGGGUCCUGGUCACAGAGCCCUAUGGGUCCUGGUCACAGAGCCCUAUGGGUCCUGGUCACAGAGCCCUAUGGGUCCUGGUCACAGAGCCCUAUGGGUCCUGGUCACAGAGCCCUAUGGGUCCUGGUCACAGAGCCCUAUGGGUCCUGGUCACAGAGCCCUAUGGGUCCUGGUCACAGAGCCCUAUGGGUCCUGGUCACAGAGCCCUAUGGGUCCUGGUCACAGAGCCCUAUGGGUCCUGGUCACAGAGCCCUAUGGGUCCUGGUCACAGAGCCCUAUGGGUCCUGGUCACAGAGCCCUAUGGGUCCUGGUCACAGAGCCCUAUGGGUCCUGGUCACAGAGCCCUAUGGGUCCUGGUCACAGAGCCCUAUUAGAGCCCUAUGGGUCCUGGUCAAAGAGCCCUAUUAGAGCCCUAUGGGUCCUGGUCAAAGAGCCCUAUGGGUCCUGGUCACAGAGCCCUAUGGGUCCUGGUCACAGAGCCCUAUGGGUCCUGGUCACAGAGCCCUAUGGGUCCUGGUCACAGAGCCCUAUGGGUCCUGGUCACAGAGCCCUAUGGGUCCUGGUCACAGAGCCCUAUGGGUCCUGGUCACAGAGCCCUAUGGGUCCUGGUCACAGAGCCCUAUGGGUCCUGGUCACAGAGCCCUAUGGGUCCUGGUCACAGAGCCCUAUGGGUCCUGGUCACAGAGCCCUAUGGGUCCUGGUCACAGAGCCCUAUUAGAGCCCUAUGGGUCCUGGUCACAGAGCCCUAUGGGUCCUGGUCAAAGAGCCCUAUGGGUCCUGGUCACAGAGCCCUAUUAGAGCCCGAUGGGUCCUGGUCAAAGAGCCCUAUUAGAGCCCUGGUCACAGAGCCCUAUUAGAGCCCGAUGGGUCCUGGUCAAAGAGCCCUAUUAGAGCCCUAUGGGUCCUGGUCACAGAGCCCUAUUAGAGCCCUAUUAGAGCCCUGUGGGUCCUGGUCACAGAGCCCUAUUAGAGCCCUGUGGGUCCUGGUCAAAGAGCCCUAUUAUAGCCCUAUGGGUGAUGGUCACAGAGCCCUAUUAGAGCCCUAUGGGUCCUGGUCACAGAGCCCUAUUAGAGCCCUAUGGGUUCUGGUCACAGAGCCCUAUGGGUCCUGGUCACAGAGCCCUAUUAGAGCCCUAUGGGUCCUGGUCACAGUGCCCUAUUAGAGCCCUAUGGGUCCUGGUCACAGAGCCCUAUUAUAGCCCUAUGGGUCCUGGUCACAGAGCCCUAUGGGUCCUGGUCACAGAGCCCUAUUAGAGCCCUAUGGGUCCUGGUCACAGAGCCCUAUUAGAGCCCUAUGGGUCCUGGUCACAGAGCCCUAUUAGAGCCCUAUGGGUCCUGGUCACAGAGCCCUAUUAGAGCCCUAUGGGUCCUGGUCAAAGAGCCCUAUUAGAGCCCUAUUAGAUCCCUAUUAGAGCCCUAUGGGUCCUGGUCAAAGAUCCCCAUUAGAGCCCUAUGGGUCCUGGUCAAAGAGCCCUAUUAGAGCCCUAUGGGUCCUGGUCACAGAUCCCUAUUAGAGCCCUAUGGGUCCUGGUCACAGAUCCCUAUUAGAGCCCUAUGGGUCCUGGUCACAGAUCCCUAUUAGAGCCCUAUGGGUCCUGGUCAAAGAGCCCUAUUAGAGCCCUAUGGGUCCUGGUCACAGAGCCCUAUUAGAGCCCUAUGGGUCCUGGUCACAGAGCCCUAUUAGAGCCCUAUGGGUCCUGGUCACAGAGCCCUAUUAGAGCCCUAUGGGUCCUGGUCACAGAGCCCUAUUAGAGCCCUAUGGGUCCUGGUCAAAGAGCCCUAUGGGUCCUGGUCAAAGAGCCCUAUUAGAGCCCUAUGGGUCCUGGUCACAGAGCCCUAUUAGAGCCCUAUGGGUCCUGGUCACAGAGCCCUAUUAGAGCCCUAUGGGUCCUGGUCACAGAGCCCUAUUAGAGCCCUAUGGGUCCUGGUCACAGAGCCCUAUUAGAGCCCUAUGGGUCCUGGUCACAGUGCCCUAUUAGAGCCCUAUGGGUCCUGGUCAAAGAGCCCUAUUAGAGCCCUAUGGGUCCUGGUCACAGAGCCCUAUUAGAGCCCUAUGGGUCCUGGUCAAAGAGCCCUAUUAGAGCCCUAUGGGUCCUGGUCACAGAGCCCUAUUAGAGCCCGAUGGGUCCUGGUCACAGAGCCCUAUUAGAGCCCUAUGGGUCCUGGUCAAAGAGCCCUAUUAGAGCCCUAUGGGUCCUGGUCAAAGAGCCCUAUUAGAGCCCUAUAGGUCCUGGUCACCGUGCCCUAUUAGAGCCCUAUAGGUCCUGGUCACAGAGCCCUAUUAGAGCCCUAUUAGAGCCCUAUGGGUCCUGGUCACAGAGCCCUAUUAGAGCCCUAUGGGUCCUGGUCAAAGAGCCCUAUUAGAGCCCUAUUAGAGCCCUAUGGGUCCUGGUCACAGAGCCCUAUUAGAGCCCUAUGGGUCCUGGUCACAGAGCCCUAUUAGAGCCCUAUUAGAGCCCUAUGGGUCCUGGUCACAGAGCCCUAUUAGAGCCCUAUGGGUCCUGGUCACAGAGCCCUAUUAGAGCCCUAUUAGAGCCCUAUGGGUCCUGGUCACAGAGCCCUAUUAGAGCCCUAUGGGUCCUGGUCACAGAGCCCUAUUAGAGCCCUAUGGGUCCUGGUCACAGAGCCCUAUUAGAGCCCUAUGGGUCCUGGUCACAGAGCCCUAUUAGAGCCCUAUGGGUCCUGGUCAAAGAGCCCUAUUAGAGCCCUAUGGGUCCUGGUCACAGAGCCCUAUUAGAGCCCUAUGGGUCCUGGUCACAGAGCCCUAUUAGAGCCCUAUGGGUCCUGGUCAAAGAGCCCUAUUAGAGCCCUAUGGGUCCUGGUCACAGAGCCCUAUUAGAGCCCUAUGGGUCCUGGUCACAGAGCCCUAUUAGAGCCCUAUGGGUCCUGGUCACAGAGCCCUAUUAGAGCCCUAUGGGUCCUGGUCACAGAGCCCUAUUAGAGCCCUAUGGGUCCUGGUCACAGAGCCCUAUUAGAGCCCUAUGGGUCCUGGUCACAGAGCCCUAUUAGAGCCCUAUGGGUCCUGGUCACAGAGCCCUAUUAGAGCCCUAUGGGUCCUGGUCACAGAGCCCUAUUAGAGCCCUAUGGGUCCUGGUCACAGAGCCCUAUUAGAGCCCUAUGGGUCCUGGUCACAGAGCCCUAUUAGAGCCCUAUGGGUCCUGGUCACAGAGCCCUAUUAGAGCCCUAUGGGUCCUGGUCACAGAGCCCUAUUAGAGCCCUAUGGGUCCUGGUCACAGAGCCCUAUUAGAGCCCUAUGGGUCCUGGUCACAGAGCCCUAUUAGAGCCCUAUGGGUCCUGGUCACAGAGCCCUAUUAGAGCCCUAUGGGUCCUGGUCACAGAGCCCUAUUAGAGCCCUAUGGGUCCUGGUCACAGAGCCCUAUUAGAGCCCUAUGGGUCCUGGUCACAGAGCCCUAUUAGAGCCCUAUGGGUCCUGGUCACAGAGCCCUAUUAGAGCCCUAUGGGUCCUGGUCAAAGAGCCCUAUGGGUCCUGGUCACAGAGCCCUAUUAGAGCCCUAUGGGUCCUGGUCACAGAGCCCUAUUAGAGCCCUAUGGGUCCUGGUCACAGAGCCCUAUUAGAGCCCUAUGGGUCCUGGUCACAGAGCCCUAUUAGAGCCCUAUGGGUCCUGGUCACAGAGCCCUAUUAGAGCCCUAUGGGUCCUGGUCACAGAGCCCUAUUAGAGCCCCAUGGGUCCUGGUCACAGAGCCCUAUUAGAGCCCUAUGGGUCCUGGUCACAGAGCCCUAUUAGAGCCCUAUGGGUCCUGGUCAAAGAGCCCUAUGGGUCCUGGUCACAGAGCCCUAUUAGAGCCCUAUGGGUCCUGGUCACAGAGCCCUAUUAGAGCCCUAUGGGUCCUGGUCACAGAGCCCUAUUAGAGCCCUAUGGGUCCUGGUCAAAGAGCCCUAUGGGUCCUGUUAUAAACUUGUCGCCUGUAUUGACUCGCUGUGUUGUUUCUAUUCUCUUCAGAUAACCAGAGAACCCUGGUGGUGUUUGAGUACACUGAAACCAAUGGGCCCUCGUCAAACGUAGUGCACUCAAAUAGGGAAUAGGGUGCCAUUUUGACCACUAGCCUGAACAUCUGCCUCUGUUUGUACUGAACUGUCUAAUCUGACUGUUUGCCCUUCCACUGUCUUACAACAUGUUGUUGAUCAUAUGCCUGGUCCCGGGUCUGCCUUCUGGUGGCCUGGUCCCGGGUCCGCCUCUGGUGGCCUGGUCCCGGGUCUGCUGCUGGUUGCCUGGUCCCGGGUCUGCCUCUGGUCCCGGGACUGCCUUCUGGUGGCCUGGUCCCGGGUCUGCCUUCUGGUGGCCUGGUCCCGGGUCUGCCUUCUGGUGGCCUGGUCCCGGGUCUGCCUUCUGGUGGCCUGGUCCCGGGUCUGCCUUCUGGUGGCCUGGUCCCGGGUCUGCCUUCUGGUGGCCUGGUCCCGGGUUUGUCAAGCUAACAAUGUGUGUCGGAGUUGGCAGGAUGGCCCACACACUGUUUCUCAGGCCAUGUCUCUGUUUGUCUAGUUGCUGCACAUCGUUUCGUUGCACAAGCCAGCCUUGUGCCAUUCUCUUACCUAAUACCAAAGUUGCAGGGCCUGGAUUUACAAAACAUUUCAUAAGGUUUUCAAAAUCCAGGCCCAAAUGUAAUCAGUUGUACUCAAUGCAUGGCUCACUGGGUCAGAAGGGGGGGGGGGGGGGUUCCUACCAUGACUGUCCCUGUCUGUAGCCUAUUGGCUGUCCUGACUGUCUGUACCUACCAUGGCUAUAUGACUGUCCCUGUCUGUAGCCUAUUGGCUGUCCUGACUGUCUGUACCUACCAUGACUAUAUGACUGUCCCUGUCUGUAGCUUAUUGGCUGUUCUGACUGUCAGUACCUACCAUGGCUAUAUGACUGUCCCUGUCUGUAACCUAUUGGCUGUCCUGACUGUCUGUACCUACCAUGGCUAUAUGGCUGUCCUGACUGUCUGUACCUACCAUGGCUAUAUGACUGUCCCUGUCUGUAGCCUAUUGGCUGUCCUGACUGUCUGUACCUACCAUGGCUAUAUGACUGUCCCUGUCUGUAGCCUAUUGGCUGUCCUGACUGUCUGUACCUACCAUGGCUAUAUGACUGUCCCUGUCUGUAGCCUAUUGGCUGUCCUGACUGUCUGUACCUACCAUGGCUAUAUGACUGUCCCUGUCUGUAGCCUAUUGGCUGUCCUGACUGUCUGUACCUACCAUGGCUAUAUGACUGUCCCUGUCUGUAGCCUAUUGGCUGUUCUGACUGUCAGUACCUACCAUGGCUAUAUGACUGUCCCUGUCUGUAGCUUAUUGGCUGUUCUGACUGUCAGUACCUACCAUGGCUAUAUGACUGUCCCUGUCUGUAGCUUAUUGGCUGUCCUGACUGUCUGUACCUACCAUGGCUAUAUGACUGUCCCUGUCUGUAGCCUAUUGGCUGUCCUGACUGUCUGUACCUACCAUGGCUAUAUGACUGUCCCUGUCUGUAGCUUAUUGGCUGUUCUGACUGUCAGUACCUACCAUGGCUAUAUGACUGUCCCUGUCUGUAGCCUAUUGGCUGUCCUGACUGUCUGUACCUACCAUGGCUAUAUGACUGUCCCUGUCUGUAGCCUAUUGGCUGUCCUGACUGUCUGUACCUACCAUGGCUAUAUGACUGUCCCUGUCUGUAGCCUAUUGGCUGUCCUGACUGUCAGUACCUACCAUGACUAUAUGACUGUCCCUGUCUGUAGCCUAUUGGCUGUCCUGACUGUCUGUACCUACCAUGACUAUAUGACUGUCCCUGUCUGUAGCCUAUUGGCUGUCCUGACUGUCUGCUUCUGGCUCCAAUAACAUCACUUCUAUAGUAGAUCCUUUAUGGGUCAAUUAGCAGGAUAUUGCAGUUUAGCACCAGCUAUGACUGUCAGUACCUACCAUGGCUAUAUGACUGUCAGUACCUACCAUGGCUAUAUGACUGUCAGUACCUACCAUGGCUAUAUGACUGUCAGUACCUACCAUGGCUAUAUGACUGUCAGUACCUACCAUGGCUAUAUGACUGUCAGUACCUACCAUGGCUAUAUGACUGUCAGUACCUACCAUGGCUAUAUGACUGUCAGUACCUACCAUGGCUAUAUGACUGUCAGUACCUACCAUGGCUAUAUGACUGUCUGUACCUACCAUGACUAUAUGACUGCCCCUGUCUGUAGCCUAUUGGCUGUCCUGACUGUCUGUACCUACCAUGGCUAUGACUGUCAGUACCUACCAUGGCUAUAUGACUGUCAGUACCUACCAUGGCUAUAUGACUGUCAGUACCUACCAUGGCUAUAUGACUGUCAGUAUUACAUGGCUAUAUGACUGUCAGUACCUACCAUGGCUAUAUGACUGUCAGUACCUACCAUGGCUAUAUGACUGUCAGUACCUACCAUGGCUAUAUGACUGUCAGUACCUACCAUGGCUAUAUGACUGUCAGUACCUACCAUGGCUAUAUGACUGUCAGUAUUACAUGGCUAUAUGACUGUCAGUACCUACCAUGGCUAUAUGACUGUCAGUACCUACCAUGGCUCUAUGACUGUCUGUACCUACCAUGACUAUAUGACUGCCCCUGUCUGUAGCCUAUUGGCUGUCCUGACUGUCAGUACCUACCAUGGCUAUAUGACUGUCAGUACCUACCAUGGCUAUAUGACUGUCAGUACCUACCCUGGCUAUACCUUUCAAUGACUAUAUGACUGUGAUGAGUUAGCUGUCUUCCAGCUGUAAGGUACUCGGGUUUUUAUUAAAGAUUAAAUCAACA